This is a messenger RNA of Colletotrichum gloeosporioides, 240 nucleotides long. RefSeq lists its product as uncharacterized. NCBI's taxonomy places the organism in Eukaryota, Fungi, Ascomycota, Sordariomycetes, Glomerellales, Glomerellaceae. The record is from RefSeq and is a predicted model, not a curated record. The annotation marks the transcript as partial. The transcript has a single exon.
CCUGUCAGACGUCCAUCGACACCCACCCUGACCGUGCGCCCAAGGGCAAGACCACAGUCAGGGACGAGAUCAUCACCGCCUUCUAUACAGCCCAAGCCUCAAGGGCAAGAACCGCCCUCCAGAACGGAGAGUGCGAAAGCAACCAGAGUUCUUCACUCUAGGGUGUCGAGGAUAUCAUUCAUCAACCAGGGUGGGAUCUGUGGCUCCUGUAGGGAACCAAGAAUAGGUCGAAUACUAUAG